This is a messenger RNA of Pan troglodytes (chimpanzee), 1902 nucleotides long. It is a transcript of the gene FAM3A, whose product is annotated as FAM3 metabolism regulating signaling molecule A. Lineage: Eukaryota; Metazoa; Chordata; Mammalia; Primates; Hominidae. The transcript is spliced from 10 exons. The coding region runs from base 689 to 1258 and encodes 189 amino acids. The record is from RefSeq and is a predicted model, not a curated record.
AUUGCCGGGCCUGCCUGGCCACCCUGCGCAGCGGCCUUGCGUCCUCUCCCGGGGCGGAGCGGGUCGGCGGGCCUGACAGGGAACCUCCCUGACCGAGCCCACGUCUCCCCACGGCCAGAGAAAUCUCCGGCCCGGCCCGCGUCGCCCGGAGGAACGGCCGGAGCCCAGGAGAACCACAUCUUCGUCCCAGCCCCGGAGGCUCCUGUGGGCAAGAUCGUGAGCCAACGGGUUCCUGAGGCCCCUCCUGGCCAGGCAGGGUUUCCCCGCGCGUUUCCGAGGAGCCCUGCCUGGCCGGGCGGCUGGACAAACAGUGCACUUGCCGGCGGUCCCAACCCAGCAGGAGAAGUGGACAUGAGGUUGGCAGGCCCUCUCCGCAUUGUGGUCCUAGUCGUCAGUGUGGGUGUCACAUGGAUCGUGGUCAGCAUCCUCCUGGGUGGGCCUGGCAGUGGCUUUCCUCGCAUCCAGCAACUCUUCACCAGUCCAGAGAGCUCGGUGACUGCAGUAACAGAAAAUCCUUCUGUCUUGGGUCCCUGUGGCCUCACCAGUAGGCCACAGAGUAUGGAAGUGUCCCCAGCCUUGGCCUGAGCCACAUCCCCCUACUUGUGUCCUGCUCUGCGGUCACUUGUUCUACCAUGUGUGCUGGUCCUGACCUCCCCUUCAGAUCUCAGGUGACCUCAGGGCCAGGCCCAUGGAUAACACCUGCUAUCCCUGCCCAGCGCCACGGGCCAGGAAGUACAAGUGUGGCCUGCCCCAGCCAUGUCCUGAGGAGCACCUGGCCUUCCGCGUGGUCAGCGGGGCCGCCAACGUCAUUGGGCCCAAGAUCUGCCUCGAGGACAAGAUGCUGAUGAGCAGCGUCAAGGACAACGUGGGCCGCGGGCUGAACAUCGCCCUGGUGAACGGGGUCAGCGGCGAGCUCAUCGAGGCCCGGGCCUUUGACAUGUGGGCCGGAGAUGUCAACGACCUGUUGAAGUUUAUUCGGCCACUGCACGAAGGCACCCUGGUGUUCGUGGCAUCCUAUGACGACCCAGCCACCAAGAUGAAUGAAGAGACCAGAAAGCUCUUCAGUGAGCUGGGCAGCAGGAACGCCAAGGAGCUGGCCUUCCGGGACAGCUGGGUGUUUGUCGGGGCCAAGGGUGUGCAGAACAAGAGCCCCUUUGAGCAGCACGUGAAGAACAGUAAGCACAGCAACAAGUACGAAGGCUGGCCCGAGGCGCUGGAGAUGGAAGGCUGUAUCCCGCGGAGAAGCACGGCCAGCUAGCACGGCCAGCGCCAGGACCGGGCCGAGGGAGGCCAGACCAAGGGAGGCACGCGCGCUGCAAGGCGGACAGAGGCUGAGGCUCACACCCCACGCCCAGGCAGGAGCGCUCCCUGGCCCCAACACAUCGGGGCUCCGAGGCAGUGACCAGAACGUGGUCUCAAGGUGGUGGGGGCUAUGGGGGCUGCAGGGGCUAGCCCUGCCGCACUUUGUCACGGGAGCCCAGGGUACCCGCCUCCUUUUCGUAACACUGUUCCCCCCGGUCAGCCCAUCUAGCCCUGUCCUCCAUUCCUCACGCCAUCUCCGUCCCCAUCCUGAGUCCUGGAACGGCCCUGGGUGCCCGCCCCUCACUGUGCAACUCUGGGAGCAGCCCGGCAGGUUGGGGCAUCUUCCAGAACCUCUCCCUUCUGGAGCCACUCUGCACUGCGGGCUAAACAUGUUUCCAGUGUGAUUCCUUCCAGUGAGCCAAACCCGGUGGCUGCUUCAUGAGCCUGACUGCCUCUCGCCUGCUCUCAGCAGGAAGGGACCCCUGGAGCAGGCUGGCCCGGGGUGGUGAAGUAGCUGGAGCCCGAUCACAGUCCCGCGGUUUGUCAGGGGGCCCACCUUCUAGAUGACCCCUUAAUAAAGUGAUGGCCCCACAGAAGAAA